AUGCAUUUUGGCCUUCAUUUAGCUCAUGUCCUACUGCUUGCCCCGCGCUUGGUUCAAGCUAGCAGUGGCGCAUAUUGGGUACAACCUUCGCAAAAAUGGGUCGAUAUAGACGGCACCUGGUCAAGUUUUGAGGUAAACCUUGGGGCCCCAGCACAGCCAGUCCAGCUUCUCGUGAGCACAGCGAUAUCUGAGGUUUGGGCUAUUGGCAGGGGAGGCUGCCCACAAAAUAGCAAUGCUUGCGCUACGGAACGGGGAAACACCUAUAAUGCCCCGGAUUCCCAAAAUUAUGCACCACUGGGUGCCUGGGAACUGGGUCUGGCUUCGUCGGGCUUCUCCGACACUGGAGACUACGGGCUAGAUAGACUGUCCAUGUUCAACAGCCUUGAGGGUGAGACUGUCUCGAUCAACAACGCCCUGGUAGCCUCCAUCAACACAACAAAUUUUUACCAAGGCUACAUUGGCCUGGGAGUCAUCCGCGGACGGUUCGGCGAACGAAUUACAACCCCUCUCAUUUCUCAGAUGGUUGAGGAGUAUGGCCUUAUCGCCAGCAACAGCUACGGUUACACCGCCGGCGCUUGGCAUAUUGACGGCGGUGUCCCCGCCUCUCUAAUCCUAGGUGGAUACGACCCCCUACGAUUCCAGAAUCACAACACUGUUUUUAAUCUUGAUCCCGACUCCCGAGUGCCCCAGGUUCGGCUCCGCGGGAUCAACGCCAAUACUAAUGAUCCCAGCAAGCCUCCUCCGGGCUGGGGGGGCCAGAUCCAUAAAUCGCUGGUCGCAAUGAAUGAUUCCCUGGUCGUCACGAUCGAUACUUCGUUUCCCUAUCUGGCGCUGCCAGAAUCCAUCUGUGACCGCUUUGCAGAUGCGCUCAAUCUUACGUAUAACAGCACGUUCGAUCUAUACAUGUUCAGCGGUGAUCAACUGACUUCUCCCGACUCGGCCCUGCGAGCGGAUCGGCUGAACUUCACUUUUAGCCUGUCGAGCUGGGACAACAACAACACCCUUGGGAAGCCGUUGGAAGACCCAGGGGUGAUCAACAUCACCAUCUCUGGCCAAGCUUUCUCGCAAUAUCUGACCUACCCGUAUAGAAAUUCAUUCGAACCUUACGAUCCCGGAUUGGCCUACUUCCCGUUGCGCCGUGCCAAGAACGUCAACGAGUUUGUCAUCGGGCGGGCCUUUAUGCAGGAGGCCUAUAUGAUCACUAAAUACGAAGAACGGCUAUUCUCUGUUUACCAGGCUCGAUACCCCAGCAAUGCAGCGAGCAAUUACUCGGUCAAGCCUAUCAGUCGACCUGCGAACAGUGAUUAUCCAGCUUUUGUGCCGAAACCGCCGAACAGACCUGGCUUGACCGCAGGACAGACUGCCGGUGUAGUUGUGGGCGUUGUCGCAGCGUCGGUCGGCAUUUGCGUUGCCCUCUGGCUUUGGAGACGACAGCGCACCAAGGCCGCGCAAGCCAAGACUCCCAUGUCGCCAUCGGAGAAGAAUGGAGACGAGCUCUGCCAGGACGGCGGGUCAACCCUGGGGCCUGACGAACCUGCAGGCCCGCUUACCCGUUUUGUCUCGUUCAUCACCGGGGGGCGAAGGCCAAGGCGGGGCGGAUCUGCCCCCCUGUCGCACGAGCUCGAUGGCUCACGUACGCAGCCAGUUGAGGUUGGAGCCGAUGCGGCGCACGAGCGCUAUGAGAUGCCAGUUCCCUUAGAACCUGUGGAGCUGGACGCAACCCACGAGCACAUGGCUUCUGAUGACACCAUGGAGUUCGGGACCGAAGGUUCUGAGCAUGGUAUGAGCCAGUACGAGAUUGCGCGAAGGAAAAUGCAGAGACAGCUUCAGGGCCCGCUGCCUACAUAUUCGCCAUCCACAGUGCCCAUUGUACACAUUGGCCAUCCGAGCCUCGACGGGGAAACCGGGACAAAAUUAAUCCAGGAUGUUAGUUCUGUUGGGCACUAUCGGCCUGGGGAUGACGAGAACCCGUCACCUACCGUGUCAGCCCCCUCAGAAGGAAACAACACAAACUCAUUUUCCUCACAAGUACCAUCUCCGAUGAGCCCGAACCCAGAAUGGGGCGCAAGGUUCUUAGAUUUGCCAUCGCCAAUAACAGUGGCUUCUCCUGGGCAGUUCCCACUAAGGCGGACCGGAUCUGCAUCAAGCCCCGGUGAACGUCAGAGGCAUGUGGCUAUCGGUCGAUCUAACAGCAACGGCCAUGGAGCGUCACAGACCACGGCGAGGUCUCCCGACCUGCUACUUCCUCCUACGGCCGUUCAGCGCACUCCAAUAGAUCAGAGCGAGAUUGUCUGCCUAGGCCCAUUACCAGAAAACAUAUGUUUACCGAACCAACAAUCCCCCUUACCUCGAAACCAAACCACAAUACUUCCCAGUGACAGCGCAAGUCAGGCUGCUGGAACAGAUGCCAGCACCGACAUGCCUACUUCGCCUCCCUCGUCACACAUGCCAGCAUACCCACAACGGUCCACCACACCGCCCACAGCGGCAACAAGUAGGCAGCCACUGUCACCGCAGGCCGAUCCUCGCCGUGGUCUUCGGAUAGAGACCCCAUCGAACUCGUUCGGACUUAUCAAGCGGGCGUCCAGACGAGACUCAUCCGAGAGUCUAGGCAGUGACUUUACUGUUGACGAGGAGGAACGCAUGGUUGACAACGAUAUCGUACGACAACAAGACAGGCGCGCCGCUGAUGCGGAUGGCGUCAGUCCUCAAAGCACGAGCAGCCCGGAGCGUAUCGAUGCCGCAACCGAGCUGAUCCACAUUCCUCAAGUGUCCGAACGGCGUUAUAGCUGGGAGGAUGAUAAGAGGUGA
This is a messenger RNA of Pyricularia pennisetigena, 2811 nucleotides long. RefSeq lists its product as uncharacterized. The transcript is spliced from 3 exons. The record is from RefSeq and is a predicted model, not a curated record. Lineage: Eukaryota; Fungi; Ascomycota; Sordariomycetes; Magnaporthales; Pyriculariaceae. The coding region runs from base 1 to 2811 and encodes 936 amino acids.